GCCUGGCUCUAGGCGAGGAGAGUCAGUAGUGAGCAGUGCGACAUGCAUAACACAUGAGUCUCCGCGACGGGUUUUACAAUUCAGAUCAGAGUGAAGUGAGGGGGAGAGUGUAAUGGCGACUACGACGUACAUGCCCGGUAGUACUGCUGUGUCGUCCGAGCUGGACGGAAGCGGAGUCGGAGUGAUGAACAUAGUGAACGCGAGCAUCGGCGGCGGGGGAUAUCACACGAGCCCGUCGCCGAGGGGCAGCGAGGGCGAAAUGAAAUACAUGCCGCCUUCCCAACACCACCAUCACCAUCACCACCACCAAAUGCCGACGUCGCCGUCGCCCAACAGCCACCCGGUGUCCCUGUCGGCGACGAAUCCGUGGGUGUCGCUGCAGCCCGGCUCGGGGGCCGAUCCGUGGGCCGCCUCGAUGGCCAGCAUCCACAACCACCAUUCGCACCACCACCAUCCCCAUCAGGCGCCUCCUGUGGACAUCAAACCGCAUGAGAUGCACAGGCAUCAGCAAGCGGGUCACGGGAUGGCGUCGCCCCAUUCGUGGCACGCGCCCGUCGUAUCCUCGGCCCACUACAGCACGGGUCCAGGAUCGCCGCUGCCCCAUCACGCCUAUCACGCGGCGAUGAACGGUAUGAUCGCCCAUCACCAACACCAACCUCCUCAGCUGCACCAUACGCUGAGAGACAUGCAGAAUCACAGUCCUUCUUAUCACCAGAGUCACCCGGACCAGCCGUCCGGCGGGGAAGAGGACGCGCCCACCUCCGACGAUCUCGAGGCGUUCGCGAAACAGUUUAAACAGAGGCGGAUCAAGCUCGGUUUCACGCAAGCGGACGUCGGCCUGGCGCUCGGAACACUGUACGGCAACGUCUUUUCCCAGACGACGAUAUGUAGGUUCGAAGCGUUACAACUCAGUUUCAAAAACAUGUGCAAAUUGAAGCCCCUCUUACAAAAAUGGCUGGAAGAGGCGGAUUCGACGACGGGCUCGCCGACCAGCAUCGACAAAAUAGCCGCACAAGGUAGGAAGAGGAAAAAGAGGACGAGCAUCGAGGUGUCGGUCAAAGGCGCCCUGGAACAACACUUCCAUAAACAGCCGAAACCGUCCGCCCAAGAGAUCACCUCUUUGGCGGAUACGUUGCAGCUGGAAAAGGAAGUUGUGAGGGUCUGGUUCUGUAACAGGCGGCAGAAAGAGAAAAGAAUGACCCCGCCGAACACUCUCGGCCCGCAGGACGGCAUGCUCGAGGGCCAGAUGGGACCGGGUCCUCACCUACACCAAUACCAUCAUCAGGAUCUGCACGGAUCGCCGAUGGGACCGCAUUCCCAUUCGCACAGUCCGCCCAUGCUCUCUCCUCAAACAAUGCCGACCCACCAGUCGUUGACGGCUCACUAACGUUUAGCCCAGUGGGAUAUUGAAUACUCCAGACACAUCUCCAAGAUGCAGCUGAGGGGCGACUACAUGUGAGAGAGCCUUACACUGUCUAGUCUCCAUCGCUCUCCUCGCAAGUCGCAUGGACUGUGAUUAUUUAAAAUAAUUAUUAUUAUAUUGUGCGUGUAUAUCGUGUGUGACCGUCUGGAGGCAUGGACAAGUUUCAGAUCCUACUGAUCGAGUUAAAGCCGAGCCGGCUUUCAUGGACCCUUCUCAUUUACGGGCUAUUGAAAAAAAAAACAAAAAAACAUUACUUGUACAUAGUAAAACAACAUAAAAAACGUGUUAUCUCGUCAAUGUGAACAAAUGUGUAGUUUCUAACCGGGAACAGACUCUGUUUAUAUAAUCGAUGUGUAUUUUCUAUAUUAAAUAAGUGGAGGAGUUAUGUGUUCUAUAUGAGCUAAAUGGUUAACAUGUCUUGUAAAUAAUUCUACAAUAUAUUUAGAAGCCAUGCCGUGUACAAAUAGGAAUAUGGUGAGUAGAACAUGUAGAUAUGAAGAUUAUUUUAAUUAAAAGAGAAGAAAAUUAAAAUCGAAUGAAAAGCUCUAGUAUAUCGAGAGAGAGUAUAAUACACGAACCCCCCCGAACAUUAAAAAAGGGCGACCUGGCUUUCAAAUGCCGAUUGUUUACUUUUAAGAAGGUUAAGAAUUCCGACGGUCGCUUUAAAAACAAAACAAAAAAACAAGACGGACUCAGUUAUAAAAGGAGGAAUCGGUGUGGAGCAGGUAGAAGAGAUAUUUCACCGGGAGGGUUGCCCCGGCACCCCCGAAGAGCCAAGAGGACAAAAACCAUCGCAUCUCCCCGGACGGCCGACAAGGUAGGACAAAACCAUAUUUUAUUAUGCUUUUGUUCCGCCUCAAUAAAAAUCUCUAAUGUGUGCAAGCUUUAACCCGCCCCGGAUCGCCUGAGUGUUAAAAGAGAGAAAAAUAAAAAAUCAAUCUCAAAAGUGCAAGUGAUCCAGUGAUUACAGUCAUGACAAAAUGUGAUUUUGUGUUCUUAAAGCCGUCUCAUUUUUUUUUCUAUAAAUUUUCUUUAAUUCCUUGGCUGUUUUACGGAUGCCGAUUUUUGAAAAAAAACCUGUACUUCUUAGUUACAAGCGCGAUGAGAGUUCUGUACCGAUUAUUUUCUUUUUCCUGAUAAAUACAAUUUUCAAAAAUUGUCUGACCCCCUGCAAAUGAACUUCUAACAGCGAGUU
This is a messenger RNA of Cimex lectularius (bed bug), 2618 nucleotides long. RefSeq names its product POU domain protein CF1A (gene vvl). The transcript has a single exon. Gene Ontology annotation, biological process: regulation of transcription by RNA polymerase II. Gene Ontology annotation, molecular function: DNA-binding transcription factor activity, RNA polymerase II-specific; RNA polymerase II cis-regulatory region sequence-specific DNA binding. The record is from RefSeq and is a predicted model, not a curated record. The coding region runs from base 113 to 1387 and encodes 424 amino acids. Lineage: Eukaryota; Metazoa; Arthropoda; Insecta; Hemiptera; Cimicidae.